AUGCCCUGGCAGCCGCUGCCUCUGUCGUAUGCGGUUGCCAUCUAUCCCUUCCAGCCGACAUCUUCUCCAUCCGAACUCCCUCUUCAGAUAGGAGACCAGUUAUAUGUCAUCGAGCAGGGAGGCAAAGAUGGCGCGUGGUGUCGAGGUUAUCUGGUCGCGCCGCCCACCUUGCUGUCGGCAUUGACUCCCGGCAUCAGGACCGCCGCCGAUGCCCGGGUUUUUUCUGGCAUCUUCCCCAAGUGUUGUAUCGAAAUUCGAGAACAACUCGGUCCAGAUGUGGACCCUCUCGUUCAGCCGGGCAAGCCAAAACCGCCCGCGCCAGUGCCCAUGUUGAAAAUCGGCGACGAGUCUCCGACGUCAAGCACCGAGCCGUUGGUAGAUGAAAUCACCUCCUGUUUGCGUGAGUGGUAUGUCCUGCACCUCCCCGAGCUGGUGUUGCGCCGAGAGUAUCAUCUUCUGGACCAGAUGUCGGACAUCACCACUCGACUCGACUAUGCCAGGAGGGAACUAUUAAAUGAUGUGCUCACCACUCAGGAAAGGCUGCAGGUGCGGAGGGAGGCUGUUUGGGAUCUGGUGCGAGGCAACAAAAUGCUUAGCGGCGAGGUCAUCGUUCGUGACCCGGCUCGACAAGGACGACUGUUGACGUCGCAGGACUCGGCCAUCGAGCUGGCAAAACUACAGUCGGUCAUGAGUGUACUGGAUACUACGCCCUCUGAAAAGUCCAAGGCAACUUCACUCCACCACUGUCUCCUUGAGGUCACGUCAGUUGCGGGCACUGAUCUCGACACGACAACACUGAGUCUUGCUCUGUAUCUCAAGGAUGCAGACGGAAAUCUCAAGCCUUUCUCGGAAACGUACAGUUCCAUCGCCAACUCCAAAAUGAAGACACUCCUGUCCGAUCUCAGUACCCGCGACAUUGGGACCGAUGAUCGCUUGUUCCUUGUCGUCAAAGUUGUGGUUUCAGAAUCUCCACGGAAGGCCAAAAAGAGAACAGUGGAAAGAGCGCCAUCGAGAAACGGAACUCUUCUUGGUCCACGGCAGUUAUCGCUCAGUAGACGGAGAUCCAGCUUGAUGUUUGGGAAGCGGCGCAAUGCAGACAGGCCGCAGCCCGGACAAAAUGGGAGAACCACUCCACAAUCUCAGGACAGGGCAUCUACUCCGUCAGUAAUUGAGGAAGAGGAAGAUGGGCAGAGCAAACCUGUUGGGCCCCCCGUUCCUCGGACCAUUGGCGUGGGCGUCUUGGAUAUUGCAAAGAUCAUGAGGGAUGGUCAGUCAAGGGAAGAAAGCGUCACCAUCUGGUCUGCAUCCCAGCGGGACGACGAGAAGCCUGGAGGUUCCAGCGACACAGCAGCACAGCUCCUGGAUAGUCCAGGCAAGGCUCUUGUACUGUCUAACCCCGUCUCCAGUGCUACGUUCAAAUUGACUCCUUACACUGCUCCUGAGGCAGACACUCUGAUCAAGAACACCCCCACGUUGAUGCAUAUGAUCACCAAAACUCAGAAGAUGGGUUUCUCAGAGGCCCCGUCCAAACCACGUUCAGACAUCUACCUCACGUUGAGCAAAGCAGUCUUGACCCAAGGCUCCUAUUUGUCUCAUCCUGAGGUAAAUGUGGCUCCGGUCAAGGCGCACUCCCUGCAGAACCUGCAACUAACCAUGGAGGUACGUGACAACGCCGGACGCCGCGUGGAGCAUUGUAUAUUUCCGUCGUCGAACGGAGCGGGAGUUACUGCCUUCCGAACGAAUGCCGUUGAACUCGACCACAAGUGGGACCAGACAUUAUGUUUGCGAGUGCCGACCGAGAAGGUCCCCGAAAGCCAUUUGGUUUUGAGUAUUGCGGAUGCUCCAGAGUUCCCGUUUGCACUGGCUUGGUUGCCCCUGUGGGAUAAGCAGGCGUUCAUUUCUGAUGGCAAGCACUCGCUCAUCCUGCACGCUUACGACAAGGUCACGUCGAGCAUUGUCCAUGGGCGCGGUGCAUAUUUGUCCUUGCCCUGGAACAAUGCCAACUAUAAGACGAUCCAUGAAGGUUCUUUGGCCACGAUUGCUUCCCUGGAAGUCUGUACACACCUGUGCAGUACAGAAUACUCGCAGGACAGAACCCUGGUCAGCCUGGUCAAUUGGAAACAUCAGACGUCGGUCCAGUUGUUGGAUAUCCUACAGAAACUCACGUUUGUUCCGGAGAUCGAGAUCGUCAAGCAACUUAGGGAGGUGUUGGACGCGUUGUUCGGAGUCCUUGUUCACAAGUCAGGGGAAUCCAAGUUUGAGGAUCUGAUAUUCAACGACAUCGUUUGGGUGCUCGGAAUCGUCCACGACCGACGGUUUAAUCUGGGUCCUUUGAUUGAGCAAUACACUGAGAACCAUUUCCGCUUUCCUUACGCCGCGGCAUGCCUGAUACGCAGUUUCACCAGACUUUUACAAAGCGUUUCGGACCCUCAAAGCGCCCGUGAUAUGAGAUCGUUGUUCAAGGUUGGCAAAAGCUUCAUGAGGAUUCUGAUCGUGUCAUACCAACAACGACGCUUUGGCUCGCAGCCAAGAGACAAUGAUGAGAAGCACUCGAGUUUCAAGCAAGACAUGCAGGCGAUUCUCUUUGGCCUACAGAUGAUGAUGCGCAGUGAGACUCCAGCACUUGUGGGUAGCAAGACGCUCCUUGUACAGAAAUUCCACGACUGGCUUCCAGAACUGCUGCCAGCUUUCAGCAAGGAGGAAGUGAUCAAAGUGGCGGUUGACUUUAUUGACGCAUGUGACGCAGCCUCUGGAAAACUGCUGUUAUAUAGAAUCGUUCUGAUCCUGAACUACACCAAGCUCGACCAGAUCUGGGUGGACGAGAAAGACCGGAAGAUGCUCGUUAAGCACUGUAUCCGGUGGCUUUCGCCAUACUGGACCCCAAACAACCGGUCAGACAAUUGGCACGAGCAAGUCCGAUUGUGCUGCUCAGUUGUCGCCGAACUCACACGGUUCCAAACUUCUCAUCUGCACGACUUCAUGCCGAAACUCAUCUCUGCUUACAACACGAUUGCGGAUGGGCCGCCGUCUCGCCGACGAUCCUUGUCCCUGCUCUUUUCAGAGUCUUAUCCGCUGACGAGCAAGUCAUCCGAAGCCAAUGAUCAGUUUGAUGAAGCACUCCUUGAACUCUCCUCUCUCAUCUCUACAAUCGCGAAAAUGAAGCUCCCCUCGAACCUCAAGCUCCAGGGACAGGAUCUCACCGAGUACAUCAUCUCCACACUCAUGGUUCUGCGGUCUCUUCUCAAGAAUGACGCAUUUCCAGCCUCGUGGCUCAGCCUGCACAUCUACCACCACUCAUCGGCUUUGACAAUCUUAAACCAUCUCUCGUCGCUUCUCAUUUCUUCGUACCUCCCGACACCGGAAGACGCGGAUGGUUUCGACAUGCAGCUGUGGAAGUCGUUCCUUGAUACGCUCCUCAAGCUCGUAUCGUCGCCUGCGUUGACGCUCGAGCUCUUUCCUGAACAAAAACGCCGUGCCGUGUGGAAAAUUGCAGGCGACGUGCGCCAACAUGGCGCCGAUCUCUUACGCAAAGCCUGGGAGAGCCUGGGUUGGGAAGCUACCGCCGACGACCAGCGACGAUACAAUAUCCGCAGACUGGGAGGCUAUCAAGUGCAGUAUGUGCCCAGUCUUGUAGCGCCUACCAUUAAUCUUUGUCUGAGCAUGCACGAAGGCCUCCGCAAGGUUGCGGUUGAGGUACUGCAAACCAUGAUUGUGAGCGAAUGGGCAUUGAGCGAGGACCUCGAGUUGAUUGAGACGGAAAUCAUCGGUGCGCUGAACUCGAUCCUGAAAGCGAAACCGGUGACGGCGAACGAAGCGGUGAGCCGCAAAGUAUUCAUCGCAGAGUUGCUAGAAUUGUUCUCAACCAUUGCGAAUCAGCCAGAUGAUGCAUUGUGGACGGCGCUUGAGGAGUUGGUGGGAACCAUUGAAGAGUUAGUCGACCUGCUCACCAGCACCGAUCCGGAAGAGGAUCAAUUUGUCAGGAAUUCGUCGACCGUCCCCGCGAACCAGAAUGGACAUGCACAGAGCAAUCAUCAACGGGCCAGCAGCAAGGAUGCGGACUCCCAGACGUCAGAGGCCAAAGAGCUUGCUCGAGCCCGGAGAAGCAUUGAUGGCCUGUCACCAUCGUCGCAGCAACAGCGACAGCAGCACGGCCGCGACCGGGAGUACGGCGUGCACGCACUGGAAUGCUACAAGCAGCUCGCUGAAGAGUAUGAGAGGAACGGUGAUUAUAAGAGGUUGGCCAAGACGCAUCGGGCGAUUGCAAGAAUCCACGAAGCGAGAGCGGCAAGUCGGUAUGGAGGGAGGGAGGCGAACGUGAAUGGGUCACGGAUGGGGGUGAUGGAAGACGAGGGGGAGGAGGACGACUUGUAA
This is a messenger RNA of Fonsecaea nubica, 4371 nucleotides long. RefSeq lists its product as hypothetical. Lineage: Eukaryota; Fungi; Ascomycota; Eurotiomycetes; Chaetothyriales; Herpotrichiellaceae. The coding region runs from base 1 to 4371 and encodes 1456 amino acids. The transcript has a single exon. Gene Ontology annotation, biological process: small GTPase-mediated signal transduction. Gene Ontology annotation, cellular component: cytoplasm; plasma membrane. The record is from RefSeq and is a predicted model, not a curated record. Gene Ontology annotation, molecular function: small GTPase binding; guanyl-nucleotide exchange factor activity.